AUGUCCUCCUCCGCCCACUUCUCCGACCCCUCGAGCUUCCAACAGCAGUCAAACGAGUUCGUCGCUUGGCUUGAAGCCAAUCCAGGCGUAAAGGUCAACCCCAAGAUCUGUCUAGCAGACCUAAGAUCCACAGGCGCCGGUCGUGGAGUCGUGGCCCGUACCAGUAUCCCAGAGGGCGAAGAACUUUUCUCAAUUCCGCGCAAUCUCAUCCUCGCCGUCCAAAACUCGGAGUUGAAGAACCUGCUCGGUCAAGAUGUGGACGCUCUCGGCCCAUGGCUCUCCCUAAUGCUAGUCAUGCUUUACGAAUACUCGCAAGGCGCAAAUUCAAGAUGGGCCUCUUAUUUCCGAGUCUUGCCGACACGUUUCGACACACUUAUGUUCUGGUCGUCGGCGGAGUUACAUGAGUUGCAGGCUAGUGCUAUCGUGGACAAGAUUGGUAAACAAGGCGCCGACGAGUCAAUCUUGCAGUCGAUUGUGCCUAUUGUCAGGGCCAACCCGGGACUGUUCCCGCCUGUUCAUGGAGUUGCCUCGUAUGAAGGUGAUGCCGGCGCUACGGCUCUGCUUGAACUGGCUCAUGUCAUGGGCUCGCUGAUCAUGGCUUAUGCGUUUGACAUUGAAAAAUCCGAGACCGAGGAAGACGAUGUCGAUGACAAUGAUGAAAGCUACAUGACCGAUGAUGAGGAUGAGCAGCUGCCUAAGGGUAUGGUGCCUCUGGCGGAUUUGCUCAAUGCCGAUGCGGACCGGAACAAUGCCCGUCUCUUCCAAGAAGAGGAGUGUUUGGUCAUGAAAGCUAUCAAACCAAUUCAGGAGGGAGAAGAAAUCUUCAAUGAUUAUGGAGAGAUUCCCCGUGCGGAUUUGCUUCGUCGGUAUGGUUAUGUGACGGACAACUACUCCCAAUACGAUGUCAUCGAGCUGCCCCUCCGAGAUAUCUGCCAAGCAGCAGGCCUUUCCAACAGUGAUGUCGAGUCCCAGCCAAGACUCGAACUCCUCGAAGAAAACGACAUUCUGGACGACGGCUACGUGAUUCCUCGACCAGCCCCGAACGCUUCUCUCCAGGACAUUCUUCCCGCCGAAUUGGUCGUCCUUCUCACCACUCUGUCCCUAACGCCAGAAGAGUUUGACCAGCGCCGUUCCAAGAACAAGCCGCCCAAGCCUGCCAUGGAAAGCAACCAAGCCGGUCUUCUCCACAAGAUCCUGCAAACCAAGCAAGCACAGUACGGCAGCUCUCUCAACGAGGACAUGCAAAUCCUCACCAGCCUACUCGCUCCAAACGCACCCGCCUCGUUGGAUGGAUCUGCGCGUCGCCAAAAGAUGGCCCUGCAGGUACGCAUUGGCGAGAAGGAGGUUCUGCAAUCUGUUCUCGCCAUGUUGGAACCCCUCGUCUCUGGUGGAUCUCUCAAGCGCAGCGCCAACGGCGAUGCGGGUACCAGACACUCGAAGUCUGCUCGCGUGUGA
Molecule: messenger RNA, 1455 nt
Organism: Penicillium subrubescens
Lineage: Eukaryota; Fungi; Ascomycota; Eurotiomycetes; Eurotiales; Aspergillaceae
Product: ribosomal lysine N-methyltransferase
Exons: 4
Coding region: 1-1455 (484 amino acids)
Biological process (GO): peptidyl-lysine monomethylation
Cellular component (GO): nucleus
Molecular function (GO): protein-lysine N-methyltransferase activity; protein binding
Source: RefSeq, a predicted model, not a curated record